GAGCCCCAGGACGCACCCUGGGGCGCCUGCCUCCGCCGCGCCUCCCUCGGCACUGGCCUCCGGCGGACCUUUCCGAUUUUGUUUUUUUCCAGAAGGAAAAGAAUUUCCGCUGUGCGAAUCAUGUUGACUCCGGCCCCCGCGUCCUCCUACCUCACGGACCUGGCCGCUGCGGGGUGUUCCGGAGCCCUUCUUUCUAAGGACCAAAUCUGCCUUCCUGAAGAAAAUAUAAAGUCAGAAAGGGUGUUGGCUAACUGUCUGACAACUUGUUACCAGGACUUGGUGACCUUUGAUGAUGUGGUUUUGGACUUCACCCAAGAUGAGUGGAUUCUGUUGGAUCAAACUCAGAGAAACCUCUAUAGAGAUGUCAUGCUGGAGAACUACAAGAACUUGGCCUCAUAUCUUUGUACAGUGAGAAUAUGCUGGACAAAGGGUUGGUUCAUGGGACAGAGCAGGAUGUGCAAGCUUUCAUCAUGCUCCUCAAAUGGUGUGGACUUUGAAACUUACAAAUUGAUGGUUUGGAACUUUGUAUAUAACACAUCUGGCUGGAUUUGAUGGCAGUUAACUGAAACCAAGGAUGCCAGCUCAUCAAACCUGACUUGAUCUCUUGGUUAGAACAAGAAGAGGUUUUGAAGACAGUAGAUAGAGGAAUUCUCCAAC
Molecule: messenger RNA, 657 nt
Organism: Lepus europaeus (European hare)
Lineage: Eukaryota; Metazoa; Chordata; Mammalia; Lagomorpha; Leporidae
Product: zinc finger protein 426-like
Exons: 5
Coding region: 121-552 (143 amino acids)
Biological process (GO): regulation of DNA-templated transcription
Source: RefSeq, a predicted model, not a curated record